This is a messenger RNA of Chlamydomonas reinhardtii, 5026 nucleotides long. RefSeq lists its product as uncharacterized. The record is from RefSeq and is a predicted model, not a curated record. Gene Ontology annotation, molecular function: calcium ion binding. The coding region runs from base 119 to 4012 and encodes 1297 amino acids. NCBI's taxonomy places the organism in Eukaryota, Viridiplantae, Chlorophyta, Chlorophyceae, Chlamydomonadales, Chlamydomonadaceae. The transcript has 7 exons.
ACCAAGGGCUCACGUACUCUCCACGAACAUGUUCGUGCAAACACUGGGUUAGGUUGUGCAUCGUUUGCCGCUCCGCCAGGCGGUUGCGGCAGUGCUGAUGGCAGAAGUGUAGACGUAAAUGAGCUUGAGGCGGCUUCCCGGCCUUGCUCCCAAGCAAAACAACUUUCCUGGCCUCGCUGAAAAGCCAUGGUCCCGAACUCGUUGGACUCGGGAGCAGCUUCGUGGAUGCUGGCCGCAUCUCACUCUCCAGCAGGUGGAGCUGCUGAAGGAGGUGUUCCAGCUCUUUGACACGGAGGAUAAGGGCUACUUCACCAAAGAUGACCUGUUCUUCGUCAUGGAGGCCAUGGGCGGCAGCCCCACGCCGCAGGAGCUGGACGCGGUCAUGUUUGAGCUGGACAGCAACGGCGACGCGGUGGUGGACUUUCCGGAGUUCCUCACCAAGUUCUUCACCGCCAUGGACGAGGAGGAGCUGCUGCGCGUGUUCAAGCAGCUCUUCGUGCUGGAGGACAGCGACAACAACGAGCGCGCGCUGACGCUGUCGGCCAUUGAGCGCAGCUUCCAGUAUGUGGGCGAGCCGCUGUCGGACGAGGACAAGGCCUACCUCAAGAUUAUCUUUGAGGGCGCCGACCGCGACGGCAACGGCCGCCUGGACAUCAAGGAGUUCACAGCCUACCUCGAAAAGCUGGACGACGAGAUUUUCACGGGUCUCAACGCAGCCAACCAGCAGGCCGCGGCGGCGGCACAGGCAGCUGCAGCCGCAGCCCAGGCCGUGAAUGCCCAGGCCACCAUGCUCGGCGCCGGCAGCGGCGCGCUGGCGGGCUUCGGCAGCGGGCCGGUCAGCGGCGGCGGCGGACUGGGGUCGGGGCUGGCGGGCGCGGGCAGUGGCGUGUCGGGGCAGCUGACAGCCAUCAUGAAUGCGGCGGCGUCGGCGAACGCGUCGGUUGACGGCGCCAACGGUGCGGGGGCGUCCGGCAGGAACGGCAAGCAGCGCAGCGGGCGGGGGCUGUGGCGCUCCGCGGCGGCGGGCUUGGGCCUGGCCGUCGGUGGUGGAGGUGGCGGGGGCGCGGAGGGCGCCGGCGCUGGCCCGGAGCGGACGCGGUCGGAGGGCUGCGGCACGGAGGGGCAGGAGGGUGCCGGUGGCGCGGUGGUGGUGCUGGCGGGGGCGGAGGGCGCUGCUGCCGCUGCGGGGGCCACGGAGGAGGGCGACCUCAGCGGGCCGCCCAGCCAGAGCGGCAGCCUGCGCUCCGCGUUCAUGUCCAAGUUCGGGCUGGGCGCGCCAGGCAGCAAGCAGCGCCGGGCUAGCGCCAGCAGCGGCAACCUGGCGGCGAUGGCGGGGCCUGCCACCGGCGACGGUGGCGCCGGGACCCCCGUGAUGCUGGGCGCCGGGGGCGGGUCGAUAGGGAGCACCGCCGGGCGUGUGAUUGGGGGCUUGCUCGGCGGCAGUAGCCGUUGGCGGCCGGGCAGUAGCGGCAGCGGGAAGGUGCAGGUGUCGCCGCUACGGGGAGGCCGCGCCAGCAGCGGUGGCCUGGCCGGGGCAGCGGGGGCAGGAGGCGGCGGCGGCUUUGCCAGCAGCGUGUCUGCCAGCAGCGCCAGUGGCCAGGUGCUGGCGGUGCCGCCUGGGCUCCAUGCUACGGGCAGUGCCAGCGGCAGCGGGCAGGGCACGCCGGGGCAUGGCACUUCCAAUGACGGCACGGGCGCCGCCGUUGCGUCGGCACGGCUGUCUGCUGCCGCCAUGAUCGCUGCCGCUGCGGCGGCGGCAGCCGCCGCGAGCGCUGCACCGGCACGGGCCGGCGGCGGCGGAAGCAACGACGGCACGGGCACGGCUGGUGCGGGCGGGCUUGCGUUCAGCAGUCGUGAGGGCAGCCUCAUAGCGGCGCAGAGCAGGCAGAGCGCCUUUCUCGCGGCUCCGCCGCUGGUGGCGGCGCUGGGCGUUGGUUCGGCUGCAUCCUAUGCCAGCCCUGUGCCGUCGCCAUCGCGACCGGGCUCGGCGGCGGCGCUGGCAGGCAUGCUACUGGCUGGGUCUGAAGACGCGCCGCCGCAGCAGCUGUCGUCUCAGGUGUCGCCAUUGGGGUCCCUAACCGGCAUACCGCAGUUUGGCAGCGACCCGCAGCAGCAGCCGCAGCAGGGCCCGCAGCAGGGCCCGCAACAGCAGUGGACGGGCAUGCUUGGCCGCCUGGGCUUUGGGCAGGGUACGUCGUCGCGGCUCCGGACGGCCAUGGACGCGCGGCGCCAGGCCAGCGUCAUCCAGGAGGCGCCGGAGGAGCUGGAGGCGGACUCGGGGCACCCCGCCCUCGGCUCGGUGUCGGGGCCGGGAGCAGCAGCUGUUUCGGCGGCGGCGGCUGCCGCCACCGCGGCCGCGGCGGCAGCAGGCGCAGCGGCGCAAGGGGCCCCGCAGCGGCAGGCCACGAGCGGGAUAUCCACGGAGACGGAGGAGCGUGUGUCGGGCAGCGGCGCGCCGCCUCGCUCUUCCGAUCCCACCCACGGCAAGACCGUCAGCGCGGGCGGGGCAUCUGCAUGGCAGCCGUCUACUGUGCCUGCUGGGGGCGGGGGCACGGGCUACACACGCGUCGGCUCGCUCCCCGACCGCAUGGCUUCAGCGGGGGCUGCGGCUGCAGCUGCUCUUCGUGGGGCCGGUGGGGGCAGCCGUCACGCGAGCACAGGCAGCGGCGGGGCCACCGGGACCGCUGCCAGCGGGCGCAGCACGAGCUUCCUGCCGUUCCGGAGUGGGUCAGGUGGCGAGGCGAGGCGGGGCGGCUCGCGCUUUAGUGGCCUGAUGGCAGCUGUGUUUGGGCGGCAGCGCAGCCUUGGGCACGGGUCGGGAGGGGGCAGCUCGCCCACACCGGCCGGCUCGGGCUCGGCGGCGCAGUCGGCCUCUGCAUCGGCCGUGCCCAGCCCGGUGCGGCCACGUACCGUCGGCAUCUUGCCAGAAAGCCAGGCAGUGGUGACGGCUGCAGCGGGAAGCAGGGCCGCGAGCAUUGGCGGGGCGUCGGCAACGGCGGUUCUUAUUACGGCAGCAGCGGCAGCGGUGGCAGGCGGUAGCAGCGCAGGCGCCGGAGCGUCAGCGGCGGCGUACGUGCCGCACCCACCGCCAUCACGCACCAGCACCGCCAUAGCGCGGGCUCCCGGGGGUGUUCUCGGCAGGAGCGCAUCUGGGAGCGGCUCGCCGGCACCUGCGCCGUCGCAAGCACAGCUGCCUGCGCCGUCAUCGCCGCGGGCUGCUGCGGCCACCGGUGGCGCUGGAGGUGGUGCGGGCGUGCAGCUGCCUCCGCCGCCCCCAGCGGCACGGCCGACGGUGUUGUCUCGAAGCGCGUCUGGCGCGGGUGGCGGCGGCAGGGCCGUAGCGGAGGCGGCAGAGGGGUCUGCCCCCGCCACGUGGAGCUCAGCCGCCAAUGCGUGGUCCGCACUGGGCUGGCUCCGGCCUGGCAGCGGGAGCGCCACCACUAGCAGCAGCAGCAACGGCGGCAGCGGUGCAGGCAGUGCAGGGGGCAGCAUCAAAGCGUCGGUGGCGGCGGUUUCGGCGCCUGCAGCGGCCUGGGUGGUGCCCGCGGUGUCCAGCCCGCGCGCUGAGCCGCCGCCGGCGUACCCGCCGCGCCUGCAUUUGCAUGCGGUAGCGCCUGAGUCAGUGCAGCCCUCAGGGGGGUCGCAACACCCGCCGCCGCUGUUACGGGCAUGGUCAGCAGGCGGCGCCGGCCAGGUGCUGGGCAUUCCGCCACCGCCGCCGCCGCCAUCGUUACUCCGGGCGCCUGCGGACCAGUGCAGGUCCGGGCCGCCCAAGGCUGCACUAAUGCGCUGCAGCAGUGCGGGUCCCGGCUCCGGCGUCUGCUGCAGCGGCAGUAGCUCACACGGCGGAAAUGCCCACCGUGGGAUUGGGCCCAGUCGCUUCGCUGGAGUAGACGCUGGCGCUGGGGCUGGGGCUGGGACUGGGGCCAGGGUCGGCGCAGCCGUCGCACCAGCGGCAGGGAGGCUGGGACCCGGAGCGGCGGCUACAGAUAUAGAAGUGUUGCCGCACUAGACACGCAGCCAGAUGCAGCAAAUUCCGGGCUACAGGAACGGAGGUUUUACAAGGCGUUGCCCGUGCGGAAAAGGCCGGUAUGUUCAUCUGGGCACCCGUCUGGCCCAAGCUGCACGAGUGGGUCAAGGCCCACCCCUCCAGCACGGUGGACUGGACCGCGGCCGAAAAGCACCUGCGGCGGGAGUUCCCGGACAUCCCCGUCAGUGCCUUCGAGCACGGCGGUGCCGGCAGGACCAAGUAUUCUAAGUGGAAGAGGCUGUACGACCCGUAGGCUAGAGCCAGCAGCCCCUCCUGGAUGGUGUCCAGCAGGCCCUGGGGGGGGCGUGUGUGUGUGUGGGGGGGGGCGUGUGUGUGUGGGGGGGGGGGGGGGGCGUGUGUGGGGGGGGCGUGUAUCAUUGGGCUACAGCCAGCUGCUGGUCCCGCCGCCGCCGCCGCCGCUGCCGCGGGCAGACAAGCCUGUAAUCCCUGAGCUGACGAAGGGCGUGAGCCAGUGGCUAUAAACGACACGGCGCACGGUGCAACGGUGGUGAUUGCCGUGGCCGCAAUCUCUCCGGGCAGCCAGAGUGGCUCCACUCCUAUGCAUGCUGGCAGCGAAGCGCUGCAGCACCAGAGUGCGCCGGGGGGGUGCGUCUGCCGCUUGAUUGAAGCGACGACGGGCGCAGUGCCAAGCGCGGCCGCGACAGUGCGCGAGAUGAGCAACAGCAACAGCAGUAGCAGAAGUAGCAGCGCGAUCAGUAAAUGCAAGCAGGGAGUAGACAGAACUGCAGAGGCCAGCAAAAUGCAUGCUAGGACGCAUGCGCCCGGCGCGACUUGGCAGCAGUUUUGCCGAAGGGCAACGCUGUACUGAAGUGCUUGGCGGUGGGCGAGGGGGUCGGUAGGAUGAUUUUGCUGAGCUAGGCACGCACCAUCAGGGGUAGUGAUGAACUUGUCUGCAAAGGCGCUGUAUUGAGGCUGUUGCACAUUGGCCGCGUCAAAUAUCUUGGAGGCGCAGGGGUUGCUGAUGUCGAAAAAGAU